AUUUUGUUUUCUCACUUGGCUUCCAUUUCUAGGAGGAGCGGACGCCAUUAACUGCGCGGCAUUUUGUAGUUGGACAUUAGCUAAGUAUUAAAGCGUGCCAUAUACAGUAAAGCGUUGUGCACCAACAUUAAAUAUUUUAUUUUCAAGUAUUUAAAGUAAAUUCGGAAGAUUAUAUUUCGGUAAUUUUUCCUUCGGACUUUUUAAUUGAAGGCAUUACGACAAAAUGGAGGCCGAGAGCAAAUACCUUCCUGAACUGUUGGCAGAAAAGGAUAGUCUGGAUGCUUCCUUCACUCACGCAAUGAAGCUAAUAACUCAGGAAAUCGAUCGGCUUCAAAAAGGGGAACCCAAAAAGGAGGAUGACGAUGGUUAUUUGGAUUUGUUUUCACACAAGAAUAUCAAGUUGAAAGAACGAAUACUCAUUCCAGUGAAGCAGUACCCAAAGUUCAAUUUUGUUGGAAAAAUCUUGGGUCCCCAAGGAAACACAAUCAGGAGACUUCAAGAAGAAACGGGCGCAAAAAUUUCAGUUCUUGGAAAGGGGUCAAUGAGAGAUAAAGCAAAGGAGGAAGAUCUGCGGAAAGGUGGUGAGCCAAAAUAUUCUCAUUUAAGCAUGGAACUUCAUGUCUUUAUUGAAGUGUUUGCACCAGCCCCAGAGGCUUACUCUCGUAUGGCUCAUGCAAUGGAAGAAGUGAAGAAGUUCCUCAUUCCUCAGGACAUGAUGGAUGAUAUUUGCCAAGAGCAAUUCAUGGAGCUGAGCUAUCUGAAUGGGGGACAAGAGCCAGUUCGUGGGAGAGGUGGCCCACCAGUGAGGGGUCGUGGUGCUCCUCCACCUUCAUCUGCUAGCAGGGGUAGAGGGGUACCUCCACGUGGCAGUGCAUCCAGAGGAAGUUCAGUCAGAGGAGGCUCUGUGCGAGGUGGACCGGCUGGUCGUGGAGGGCCACCCUCUCAGUCUGUCAGAGGGAGAGCCCCCUCCUCUCGAGCUGGACCCGCUCCUGGUGUGCAGAGAAUGCCAUUACCUCCUCACCCAGAGCCAUAUGACGAAUAUGCUUAUGAAGAUACAUAUGCAGAGCCCAGCUAUGAUGCUUAUGAAAGUUACUUUAGUCAACCCCAGGCGGAUACCGAGUAUUAUGAUUAUGGACAUGGGGAAGCUCAGGAUGCUUAUGAACCCUAUGGUCAGGAUGACUGGAAUGGUACUCGGGCAUCAAUGAAAGCUCCACGGACGCUUAAAGGGGCUUACAGGGAUCACCCAUAUGUGCGAUAUUGAAAGGGCGUUAAUUUCAAAAAGCACAUUGUUCACUGACUUCAGUCUUCUGUGGCAACUUUCGCUUUACCAGACAAAAGUAAUUGUCCAUUUGUUUUUCUACUCUGUGGACUUCAGUCAUUUUUGAAAAUUGCUUCUGUAUGCAUUGAACAUUAAUCUUGGCCAAGAUAGGCAAUGCAGAGCUAAACUUUGUUUACAAGCUCUAUCUUCCCUUCGUUUCUGCAUCCUGGUGAAAUUUGUCUAAAUCAAAAUACCCUUUUGAACUAACAAAUGAAAAUUUUUCAAAUGUGUAGCUUAAAAUCCUGUAAGACUUGUUUUUCCGUACUUUAAAAUUACAGUUGCAGAUUCCCAUUUCGGCUACAUUUCAAAAUUCUUUCUCUUCCACCCCCCCUCCCCCCCCCCCAGAAUUAAAUGCCAUCGUUUAAAAUGUCAACUGGGUAAAAAUCUACUGAAAAUUUAGACUUGGUUUAAGUAAAUUGUAGGGAACAUUUUUAACACUUCAUGCAAAUGCUAUAGUUAAGAUUAAUUUUAAAUAGUCUUAAAACGUUACGUAAAAAUCUUUUUUUAAGGAGUUUUGAAAUAUAGCCCCAAUAGACCUUGCUGAGAAAUAGUCAUUAAAUGUUAUAAGAGCCAAGUUUGAUUUUUUUUUUUUUAUUUAUGUAUAUGGAUAAUUAACCAAAGGUGUGGCCUAAACUAUGGUUUUGUUGGUUACCUGAAAAAAAUUUUAGAAAACAAUUUGAAGUAGUUUUUUUUUAUUGGCUUUUGGGGGCUAUUUUUCACUGGGUCUAUGGAUGCUUACAAAGCGGGACACUGCAGCUAAAACUCGAUUCUAUGUAUAUACAUAAAACAAGUGUAUAUUUGCAUUUAAAUCUGUACCUUCUCUCUAAAAUGCAUAAUGCUCCAUGUGUAAGCUUGCCUAAAUAGGUAACUAAAUAUCUGUCCAAAAAUGUUUUGCAGCAGUUUGUCAAUAAAGUUUAGUCUUUUUUUUAUCAAA
Messenger RNA from Erpetoichthys calabaricus (reedfish), 2252 nucleotides. Its product is annotated as KH domain-containing, RNA-binding, signal transduction-associated protein 1-like. Gene Ontology annotation, molecular function: mRNA binding; poly(A) binding. Bases 224 to 1261 code for a protein of 345 amino acids. The transcript has 9 exons. Gene Ontology annotation, biological process: regulation of alternative mRNA splicing, via spliceosome. NCBI's taxonomy places the organism in Eukaryota, Metazoa, Chordata, Cladistia, Polypteriformes, Polypteridae. Gene Ontology annotation, cellular component: nucleus. The record is from RefSeq and is a predicted model, not a curated record.